This is a messenger RNA of Cladophialophora psammophila CBS 110553, 987 nucleotides long. RefSeq names its product oxidoreductase. Lineage: Eukaryota; Fungi; Ascomycota; Eurotiomycetes; Chaetothyriales; Herpotrichiellaceae. Gene Ontology annotation, cellular component: cytosol. The transcript has 3 exons. The record is from RefSeq and is a predicted model, not a curated record. Gene Ontology annotation, molecular function: aldose reductase (NADPH) activity. The coding region runs from base 1 to 987 and encodes 328 amino acids.
AUGACUUCGGACACAGUCACUUUAGCCUCAGGGCACGAAAUGCCCUUGGUUGGCUUUGGACUGUGGAAGGUACCAGCCGAAAAGGCCGCUGACAUUGUCUACCACGCCAUCAAGGUUGGCUAUCGACUUUUCGAUGGCGCAUAUGACUAUCAGAAUGAAAAGGAGGCAGGCGAGGGCAUUCGCCGUGCCAUCAAUGAAGGGUUAGUCAGAAGAGAGGACAUUUUUGUAACGACGAAGCUCUGGAAUAAUUACCACCAACGAGAACAUGCGCUGGCUAUGGCCAAAGCGCAGAAUGAAGCUUGGGGUCUUGGAUAUAUCGACUUGUAUUUGAUUCACUUUCCCAUUGCACUGAAGUAUAUUGAGCCUGAGAAACUGCGUUAUCCAGCUUGGUGGAUGGAUCCAGAGCAGACGUUAAUUGAAAGAGCCAAUGUGCCAGUUCAGGAAACGUGGCAAGCAUUGGAGGAAGUCGUCGAGCAAGGGAUCGUCAAGUCUAUCGGUAUUUCGAACGCCCAAGCACAGACGUUGUACGACAUCCAAACAUAUUGCCGGUAUCCGAUUUCUUCUCUGCAGAUUGAGCACCAUCCAUAUCUUGUGCAGCAAGAACUUGUCGAGCUGGCGCAAGAGGAGAAGAUUGCCAUCACCGCUUACUCUUCGUUCGGACCGCAGAGUUUCUUGGAGUUGCCCGCGGCGUUUCGAGAAAGAGCAAAAGACACGCAACUUCUUUUCGACGUCGAGGUGGUCAAGAACGCAGCGGCCAGAACGAACAAGACCCCAGCUCAGGUGCUCCUUCGAUGGGCUACACAGCGAAAAAUAGCUGUCAUCCCAAAGUCCAACCACAUUGAUCGCCUGCGACAGAAUCUGGGAGGUGGAGGAGGCAGCUUCGAUUUAACAGAGCAGGAGAUUAAAGCGAUAAGUGAUCUAGACAGGGGUCUGAGGUUCAAUGAUCCUGGUUUCUAUCUUCACAAGCCACUGCGCAUUUUCGCGUGA